AUCAAAAGCUCGGCAGAGCAAUGUGGAUGGCAAGUAGAGGGUGCUUUGUGUCUUAGAGGCCUUUAUUGCAACAAGUAUGGGUGGUGCAGCUCCACUAAAGACUACGGCAGUGAUGGUUGCCAGAGCCAUUACGAUGGCGCCACACUGUCCCCCUGUCCCAACGGCAAUAUCAACAACCUUAUUUCUAGGUCAAUGUUCAACCAAAUGUUGUUGCACUGCAACGAUGUUGCUUGCCCCACCAAGAACUUCUACACCUACUACACCUUCAUCAAGGCUGCCAAGUCCUUCUCAGCCUUCGGCACCACCGGCAACAUUGACAACCACAAGAGGGAGAUUGUGGCUUUCUUGGCCCAAACUUCCCAUGAAACUACGGGUAGGUGGCCUAGUGCACCAGAAGGGCCUUUUGCAUGGGGAUACUACUAUUUGAAAGAACAAGGAAACCCUCCUGACUACUGUGUCCCAAGCGUUCAGUGGCCUUGCGCUCCUGCAAAGAAAUAUUGGCCAAGGCCCAAUCCAAAUUUCCUAGUAACAAUUAUAACAUGGACCAACAGGGAGGGCCGUAGGGAUAGCUCUGUGGUUCUAGAUGACCUUACAGUCCCCAAGCCUUCAUGUUACAAUGUUAUCACUGGACAGUGGACAUCAUCAGUGGCUGAUCAGGUGAUCGGCGAGUCCUUGGGUAUGGGG
Thlaspi arvense is the source of this 684-nucleotide messenger RNA. NCBI's taxonomy places the organism in Eukaryota, Viridiplantae, Streptophyta, Magnoliopsida, Brassicales, Brassicaceae. The record is from the annotation of a GenBank genome assembly.